Molecule: messenger RNA, 2225 nt
Organism: Homalodisca vitripennis (glassy-winged sharpshooter)
Lineage: Eukaryota; Metazoa; Arthropoda; Insecta; Hemiptera; Cicadellidae
Gene: mrj
Product: dnaJ homolog subfamily B member 6-A
Exons: 9
Coding region: 167-1012 (281 amino acids)
Molecular function (GO): Hsp70 protein binding
Source: RefSeq, a predicted model, not a curated record
CAGCCAGGCAGCCAGUGUCGCGACUGCUCUGUAGCGAGGCACACGUGUAGCCAGCUAGUCCGGUAGUGUUGUGCGUGAUAGUGUGUACAGCAGAUCACCCACCACUGCCCAGCCUCUACGGGAUUUCGUAUUCAAUAUCAGAUCUGAGUAGUGCGUUGUUACCGGAAUGGUCGACUAUUACCGAGUGUUAGAAGUGCAGCGGCAAGCUUCUGUUGCAGAAAUUAAAAAAGCGUACAGGAGAUUGGCCCUGAAAUGGCAUCCGGACAAGAACCCAGACAAUCCAGACGAAGCAAACAAAAAAUUCAAAGAGAUCUCAGAGGCCUACGAAGUCUUAUCAGAUGAUGCCAAGCGGAGGGUUUACGAUCAACGAAGUGCGGCACCAAAAGUCUCCGCAACCCGACCCAACAAGCCGUCUUUCAGGAACUAUUUCCAAUUCGAGACUCCCUUCGCCCGUUUCUUUGAGAAGAAGAGGAGAGUGUACGACCAGUAUGGGAAGGAUGGGCUGAACCAGGACCGAGGCUCAAGAGGCCGCAGUCGACACCAUCACGACGCAGACUUUGAGUUCGGCUUUGGUUUCCCAUUCACCUUCCGAGACCCUGAGGACGUCUUCAGAGAGUUUUUUGGAGGGUCACCAUUCCAAGAGCUGUUUGGAGGGUCCCGGCAGCGACACUCUCACCCAUCUGGUAACGCACUCAGCUCCCAGCUCUUCAGCCCGUUCGGCUUCGGGCUAGGUCUGGGAUUUGAGGAUAUGUUUGGGGCUGGCCAUGGAGGUCUCCCAGAUGAUCCAUUUUUAGGUUCGACCCAGUUCACAUCCUUCUCUACGUCGUUUGGCUCCGGCUCCAGCAACCCCGCCGUCAAACGGACCUCCACUACCACUAAGUUCAUAAACGGAAAGAAAAUCACAACUAAAAAGGUUGCGGAGAACGGCAAAGAAACCGUGCUGCAAUACGAGAACGAUGUCCUCACAUCCAAGACUGUCAACGGGGUCUCUCAGGCCAUCAAAUAUAGUUAGAACGACACUCCUUACACUACAUUCACAGACUUUCUAUCAUACGUUAUUUAUUUGUUAAAUCUACAUUAACAGUUGUACUAAAGCCACAAUUAUGUUUCAGUCGUUUUGAUUCUGUAAUAAAUUCACUUUCUGCCCUGUCAUGUGUCCAAAUUGUUUGAAGCGGAGAAGGGUGAACCAAACUGUCGUCGUUGCUGUUCGUUACGUGUUGUACCCGUGUUGGCCUCUGGCCUGAUCUCAGAUUAAAUUUUGGUUGUCAGCAACAGUGUGUGUGUUUUAGUUAGCUUAUGCACUUUACGAUUUAAUGCACUUAGAUUUCAAUAUAUCUUAUUAAUACUGUAAUAUGUGUAAUAUAAAUUAUCAAUUUAUUUGUGGAAAGCUGGUCGAAGGAGGUGAAUACUAAACUAAUGGGAAACGUUUUUAACAGAUGAAAUAAAUACGAGUAAAGUGAAUGAGGUCGGUUUUGGCAGAAAUUGUUGUGAACAAAAGUGUUAAGUAUGGGGCAGAAUGGGAAGUUUAACUUGUAAAACUUGAAGUAAGCGCUAGUUAAGUAAUUUUUAGUGAUAUAAUGAGUAAUGAUUUACUUUAGCAACAUCCUCCCCCCAACACUAUUAGAUGCCUUAGGUUUCCUGUCACAGCAUAAUUUUGUAAAUAUUUGUUUAAUUGUAAGUUUAUUUUUGUAAUGUUUGUCUAAGUUAAGUAGGUACACACUGGUUAAACUUUAACUUAAUUUAAGAUCGUUAAAUUCUUUCUCGUACUUUUCCUUUUUGAUAGAUCGAUAGCGUUAGAAAAGUUAUUGUAGUGUUUUACACCAUGUAUCUUACGAUAAGUGGUUUUCAUUUUGUCUCAAAGUCGAUUUAGUUUGUCAGUUAGACGUUGGACAUAUAUGUUAUAAUUUAAUUGUAUUGAAAUAGAUGUGAUUGUUUUAUACUUCAGGUUUUAUACUACCGUAUUACAUUGUAUUUGAAAGUUUAAAAUUGCAAAUCAAUAAUUCACUCUACCGUUGUUUUUCAUUUGCUCAAUGAUGUACAAUUCUGUUUGCUCGUUUGACGAUUAUAAGUGUCCAAGGCCUGCUGAGAGUCAUUGUACUUAUUUAUUACAUUGCCCUCGUGUUCGCUGGUCACACACAGACUGACUACGCUGUUAUGCGAACUAUAUAAGUUGAACAGAUGUCUGUUCCAUUUAAUGUAAAAUAAAUAAUUAUUACUACCAAAAA